Spodoptera littoralis (African cotton leafworm) is the source of this 1593-nucleotide messenger RNA. The record is from the annotation of a GenBank genome assembly. NCBI's taxonomy places the organism in Eukaryota, Metazoa, Arthropoda, Insecta, Lepidoptera, Noctuidae.
AUGAAAGUGUUCGUUGGAUUGUUUUUAUUGGCAAGCUUAUCACCAUGUUUAGCAAGAUCACCAGCGUUGAUCCUCACACAAUUAGUGAAAAAAAAUUUAGCAGAACAAGCAAGAAACCUUUCUUUAGUGGAUCCAAAAUUAUUUUAUAAUAGAACAAGUUAUUCCGGAUUCUUUACUGUCGACGAAAAGUACAACUCGAAUCUAUUCUUUUGGUACUUUCCCGCGGAAAAUUAUAAACCGGACUCGCCAUGGAUAUUGUGGUUGCAAGGAGGUCCAGGAGCUUCGAGUCUUGCUGGACUCUUCGACGAGAUAGGACCCUUUGAAAUUAAGGAUAAGGAAUUGAAAUUACGCAAAUCGACGUGGGGGAGAGAUUACUCUUUACUCUUCAUCGACAACCCUAUAGGAGCUGGUUUUAGUUUCACGGACCAUCCUGACGGGUUCGUACAAGAUAUGGAGACGUGUUCAAGCCAUUUAUACAACGCGUUGAGACAGUUCCGGCAUGUGUUUCCCGAGGUCGCUAAGGCUCCGCUAUACAUCGCUGGGGAAUCGUACGCUGGCCGCUACCUCCCUGCUCUCGGCGUGAAGAUACUUGAACAAGACCGCAACAUUGGACUCCUGGACGUUAAUCUACAGGGUAUUAUGAUGGGUAACCCAGUGCUGAGUCGCGACAGCAUAGCAGACUACAGCUCUAUCUUCUACCAGUGGGGUUUGAUAGACAGCCAAGGAUUAUUGGCAGUUAAACCACUGCAAGAUGCAUACAAUAAAGCUGUAGUCACCGGUGAUGCUCAAAGAGCUACUGAUCUCCGCGAAGAACUUCUGAACAAGCUGGAUGACAUAGCCAUGCAGCAGCAAACCUUCAACAUUCUCUUGGACAGCAUGAACCAUCUGGAUGACUUCGUGGACUUCAUUCGGAAACCUGAAGUGAGUGAGGCUAUACACGUCGGCACCAUACAGUUCGCCUUCCACAAUGGAACCACCCACAAGAGGCUCACUCCUGACUUCUUAAGCGAAGUCAGGUCGAAGGUGGAGAUGCUGCUUAAUCAUUACAGGAUACUUAUUUAUUGUGGUCAAAUGGACUUGACAGCUCCUUGUGUGCCCAACGCAAAAGCACGGAGGAAGCACUGGCACUGGAACAAACGCAAUGAGUUCCUCAACGCGUCGCGCACUCCUUGGUGGUUCGGUGAAAGAGUUGCUGGCUACGUAAAAACCGGGGGCAGCCUCACCGAAGUAUUAGUGCGUGGAGCUGGUCACUUAGUCCCCAUGGACAAGCCAGCAGAAACUGCACAACUGAUCUCUUACUUUAUCAGAGGUUUAGACAUGCCACUACCUCCAAACUAUCAUGUUGUACCUCAAGAUACGGCUGCCUACAUCGACGAUGACCUUGAAGGCAUUUCAAAGACCAUUCUACAAAUUCCUGGGGACCCACCGACUGGUACUCAAGCUGUGAUGGUAGUCAGUUUAGUCCUUAAUGUCCUGUUAAUCCUAGCUAUCGUCUGUGGAGUAGUUUAUGGGUUAAGAUGGAAGAGACGAUCGGACAUGUAUAAUUACAAGACGGUGGACGAGACCAGUAUUACUACAUCUACUAUGUUUUAA